AUGCCUGUAUUUAAAGACCCCAACCAACGUGUACAUAUGAUUCUACAGCAGCUGGGCUACGAACCAACGCCCAUGUACGGCAGUAAUAAAGACGAAAAGGAGGACGGCAGCUACACCAUGACUGCAGAGACCACCACUACUCCCAUCACAACAGCAGCACUAACAGGAAUAACGGGAACAGUGGAGGAUGAGAACAUUGUCGACCCCACACUAUCACUAGAGCCGUACUUUGAUGAUGAUGAUGAUGACGAUGAUGAUGAUUGCGAUAAUCUCUUCUUUGGAAGCAGUACAUUUCAUAGUUGUAAUGAUGAAGGCAGUGGGGUUGAUAGAAACGGUCUCACCCUCACGGCCAGCACGGUGGAUCUUAACAGAAGGAGUGGAGUGACGCCUGGCCCAGACCCACACAACGACACGCAGAGCAGCACCAAUCUCUUCAUUAGUAACUUUCCCCACAACUAUGGCGAAAAUGAACUGGAAGCGAUGUUUGCCCCUUAUGGUGAAAUUCUCUCAGCGGCGGUGAUGCGUAAUAUACACACCGGCAAAAGUCGCGGCACGGCCUUUGUUCGCUACGCCACAACAGAACAGGCGAAACGGGCCAUUGCGGAAGUGAAUGGGCAGAAUGUCCGUGGCCGCACCAUUUCUGUGCAUUGGGCAAAGAAACAACACGAUGACACGCCUGUUGGUGAGGCCCGCAAGAAGAUCUUCAAACUGUUUGUGCGCAACAUCCCACUUGAUGUGACGCUGGAACAACUUAAGGAAUUGUUCCGCCAGUACGGCCCAGUGAAGGAAAUAUCAAUCCACAAAGACACCGCCCCGAAUACCGCCAAGAGUGAUGAGCGGCGCAUUGCGUUUGUCACGUAUCUCGCCGAGGGAGCGGCGGAGCGGGCGGCGGAGUGUGUGCACAACACCCGUCCCUUUCCAAGCAGCGGCUCCAUUCCACUCAUGGUGAAACUCGCAGAAGAUACACCGGAACACUGCCGCCGCCAUAACCAGCAUUACUACAAUAAUUAUAAUAUUAAUGAUGGUAAUGGUAAUGGUAUAAUGAGUUCUGGCAGCAGUUCGAAUGGCACAUGUGCAGGCCGACCUAUUUUGUUUGUGAACGGGUUGCCGGAGACGGGAGUUCGCCCUGUUGGUGGGGACGGGCCAAUAACAACAUCGCCACUACCAGCCAUACCCGUUCUUGUGCCAGCGCCUCUGCUCAUGCCAACAACAACAAUGCCAUUCUGCAAUCCGAUGGUUGCCGGUCGUAUUGUCUACAUGCCGCCCGUUAUUCCGGGCAUUGGCGUUGGCGGACCACCAUCGUACAUCCUCGAGCAGCCGCUGGAUUGCUGCGGGGCUGUCGGAGGAGUGCCGAUGAUGGGCGCCAAGACGGCUGGUGUGAAGUUUGGAGUGCAGACCGCAGGGAAUCCCGCGGUGAUGUUGACAGACACCGUUGCCCCUUCGUACAGUUCUGCGGGAGCGGCGCCCAUGCAAAGAAGUGAAUUCACAGGCAUGCCGCUUUACAUGUCAUCUACGCAGAAACCAGCCACCGUGAAUGGCUCCGCUGCGAUCUACGGCGUUGGAACGGAGGAUCCACAACUGCCGCCGUGGAGUUGUCUCGCCCCAAACAGUUCUUCCACCGCUACUGUUCCACAUUACUCCUGUUUGGUAAAAGCCCCAGCUGUUCGGAAGGUUCUGAAUCCCCCUAAUCCCAUUGCCGUAGAGUUUAUUCCCUCUCAUAAUGCUGAUGAAAAUGACAACGUUGGAGGGAAAACAAUGGAACUGCUUGGAAAGGAGAAGGCUAAAGGCAAGCAUAACAAGACACGCAAUCAUGUAGGUCCAGUCUCCAUCCCUGCUGUUGCUGCCGCUGCUGGAGGCGACAGGAAUACAGCAACACAAAUGUAA
Messenger RNA from Trypanosoma theileri, 1884 nucleotides. Its product is annotated as RNA-binding protein. The record is from RefSeq and is a predicted model, not a curated record. Gene Ontology annotation, molecular function: RNA binding. The transcript has a single exon. Lineage: Eukaryota; Euglenozoa; Kinetoplastea; Trypanosomatida; Trypanosomatidae. The coding region runs from base 1 to 1884 and encodes 627 amino acids.